This is a messenger RNA of Myxocyprinus asiaticus (Chinese sucker), 3508 nucleotides long. Its product is annotated as cystinosin-like. The transcript is spliced from 10 exons. Gene Ontology annotation, molecular function: L-cystine transmembrane transporter activity. Gene Ontology annotation, biological process: L-cystine transport. NCBI's taxonomy places the organism in Eukaryota, Metazoa, Chordata, Actinopteri, Cypriniformes, Catostomidae. Gene Ontology annotation, cellular component: lysosomal membrane. The record is from RefSeq and is a predicted model, not a curated record. Bases 227 to 1351 code for a protein of 374 amino acids.
GAUAGACAUGAUGACACUCCUCGUUUGACACUUUAUGUGUUAAUUACUAAUCGACUGACUGUUGCCCAUUUGUCAUUAAUCUGCGUUCAUUUUCCAAUAAUAAUUGCCGCGCUGGAAAGUGCCUUCACUCUUUUUUUUUUUUUUUUUUGUUAUGACAGCUCUGUUAACUCAUGCUUAACUGUAAACAUUAAUGAUUACUUAUGUAAUUUAUUAGCAGAACCUCAAGAUGAAGGAAACUAUUUUAUUGUUUCUCAUAACGCUGUUUGUCUGCGCGCGCACAGGGUUUGGUGAUGCAGAAGUGUCCAUCAAAGCUCCAGCAACAGUUGAUCUACAGGAAAAAUCUUCACAAAACAUCACCAUUACACUGAGUACACCGUUGAACGCAUCCAUAACAGUCUAUUUCAACAUCACAUAUAAAUCAAGAAAUGUCUCUGCAGUAAUUCAACUUCCUAAUGAGGUUGUCGUGCCAGCAGAAAACACAUCUGUCUCUUUUGAAGUGCAUGCAGUGGGGGUCGGUCAGGUGACAGCUUACCUUUACAGCAAUGACACUCGCAUAAAAAGCUUUGAAACUCGAAUCAGAUUCUUGAUUGUCAGAAGCAACGUCCUUUUUAUCAUCAACCAAAUCAUUGGCUGGAUUUACUUCCUGGCCUGGUCUGUGUCGUUCUACCCACAAGCAAUUGAGAACUGGAAACGACGCAGUGUUGUGGGCCUCAACUUUGACUUCCUCGCUCUCAACCUGACUGGAUUCAUUGCUUACAGUGUGUUCAAUGUUGGUUUGUUCUGGGUGCCUUAUAUACAGGAGGAGUUUUUGACUAAAGAUCCAAAUGGGGUCAUUCCUGUCGACGCCAAUGACGUCUUCUUCAGUCUUCAUGCUGUAGUUCUCACUCUCGUCUAUAUCUACCAGUGUGCCGUCUAUGAGAGAGGUGGGCAAAAGGUUUCAAAAGUGGCCAUUGGGUUAUUAGUGAUUGGCUGGACCUUUGCGUUUGUCUCCCUGUUUGUUGCUGUGGCGCGGAAGAUCUCCUGGCUGGAGUAUCUGUACUACUUCUCUUAUAUUAAACUGGGAGUCACACUUGUGAAAUACAUUCCUCAGGCUUAUAUGAACUACCGCAGGCAGAGCACAGAGGGAUGGAGCAUUGGAAAUGUGCUGCUGGACUUCACAGGGGGCAGUUUUAGUUUGCUUCAGAUGUUCUUUCAGGCCUAUAACAAUGAUAAAUGGAAGUUUAUAUUUGGGGAUCCAACAAAGUUUGGAUUGGGUGUCUGUUCCAUCUUUUUUGAUGUUGUGUUCAUCAUACAGCAUUAUUGUCUGUAUAGAAACAGAGAACAAUACCAUGACUUGAAUGACAGCAGAUGAUCAGAAAUAGAGAAUGAUCACCUCACCACUGGCCUUAAAACAUGACAGAAUAUGUUAAUAGAGAUUCUGGUUCGACAUGUAUUGUCUCAGUAAAGGUUUGAUGGAUCUAAAAGUGUGAACCAUAAAUCAAAGGGAAAUGUGUACAGGUGCAUCUCAAUAAAUUAGAAUGUCGUGGAAAAGUUCAUUUAUUUCAGUAAUUCAACUCAAAUUGUGAAACUCGUGUAUUAAAUAAAUUCAGUGCACACAGACUGAAGUAGUUGAAGUCUUUGGUUCUUUUAAUUGUGAUGAUUUUGGCUCACAUUUAACAAAAACCCACCAAUUCACUAUCUCAACAAAUUAGAAUACAUCAUAAGACCAAUAAAAAAAACAUUUUUAGUGAAUUGUUGGCCUUCUGGAAAGUAUGUUCAUUUACUGUAUAUGUACUCAAUACUUGGUAGGGGCUCCUUUUGCUUUAAUUACUGCCUCAAUUCGGCAUGGCAUGGAGGUGAUCAGUUUGUGGCACUGCUGAGGUGGUAUGGAAGCCCAGGUUUCUUUGACAGUGGCCUUCAGCUCAUCUGCAUUUUUUUGGUCUCUUGUUUCUCAUUUUCCUCUUGACAAUACCCCAUAGAUUCUCUAUGGGGUUCAGGUCUGGUGAGUUUGCUGGCCAGUCAAGCACACCAACACCAUGGUCAUUUAACCAACUUUUGGUGCUUUUGGGCAGUGUGGGCAGGUGCCAAAUCCUGCUGGAAAAUGAAAUCAGCAUCUUUAAAAAGCUGGUCAGCAGAAGGAAGCAUGAAGUGCUCCAAAGUUUCUUGGUAAACGGGUGCAGUGACUUUGGUUUUCAAAAAACACAAUGGACCAACACCAGCAGAUGACAUUGCACCCCAAAUCAUCACAGACUGUGGAAACUUAACACUGGACUUCAAGCAACUUGGGCUAUGAGCUUCUCCACCCUUCCUCCAGACUCUAGGACCUUGGUUUCCAAAUGAAAUACAAAACUUGCUCUCAUCUGAAAAGAGGACUUUGGACCACUGGGCAGCAGUCCAGUUCUUCUCCUUAGCCCAGGUAAGACCCCUUUGACGUUGUCUGUGGUUCAGGAGUGGCUUAACAAGAGGAAUACAACAACUGUAGCCAAAUUCCUUGACACGUCUGUGUGUGGUGGCUUUUGAUGCCUUGACUCCAGCCUCAGUCCAUUCCUUGUGAAGUUCACCCAAAUUCUUGAAUCGAUUUUGCUUGACAAUCCUCAUAAGGCUGCGGUUCUCUCGGUUGGUUGUGCAUCUUUUUCUUCCACACUUUUUCCUUCCACUCAACUUUCUGUUAACAUGCUUGGAUACAGCACUCUGUGAACAGCCAGCUUCUUUGGCAAUGAAUGUUUGUGGCUUACCCUCCUUGUGAAGGGUGUCAAUGAUUGUCUUCUGGACAACUGUCAGAUCAGCAGUCUUCCCCAUGAUUGUGUAGCCUAGUGAACCAAACUGAGAGACCAUUUUGAAGGCUCAGGAAACCUUUGCAGGUGUUUUGAGUUGAUUAGCUGAUUGGCAUGUCACCACAUUCUAAUUUUUUGAGAUAGUGAAUUGGUGGGUUUUUGUUAAAUGUGAGCCAAAAUCAUCACAAUUAAAAGAACCAAAGACUUAAACUACUUCAGUCUGUGUGCAUUGAAUUUAUUUAAUACACGAGUUUCACAAUUUGAGUUGAAUUACUGAAAUAAAUGAACUUUUCCACGACAUUCUAAUUUAUUGAGAUGCACCUGUAUAUCUUACACCAGAACCUUCAUCGUUUGAAUGCACAUCUAGUUUUAUAUUAGUCUAGAUAAUAUAUAUAUAUAUUUUUACAUUUAUAUGGUUUAUUGCCAUAAAUUGCUACUGUCUCAACUGAAUAAAUUGCCCUUACAAAAAUUGAGAGUUCGCUGCAAACGCCACAAAUUCGGCACAGAUAAUUUUCACAUGCAAAUGAGCUUUGCAGUAAUCUUGCGGCAAAUUGUCCAUUGUUGCCAAAGGUUUCCCAGAGGUACCACUACCGGUGAAGGGCUGCAAACUUCUGGCAAACAUUUGCAGCGAAUAACAAGCUCAUUUACAUGUGAUUAUAAUGAGAGGCAAAUUUGUAGCUAGUUUAGAUUUUUUUGUAAGUGAGGAGAUGAUACUGUUUGAAAUUAAAUAAAUAAAUUGUUGAAUGAAACACUAA